This is a messenger RNA of Drosophila santomea, 2028 nucleotides long. RefSeq names its product adenosine 3'-phospho 5'-phosphosulfate transporter 1 (gene sll). Gene Ontology annotation, biological process: transmembrane transport. Gene Ontology annotation, molecular function: 3'-phosphoadenosine 5'-phosphosulfate transmembrane transporter activity. Bases 366 to 1760 code for a protein of 464 amino acids. Gene Ontology annotation, cellular component: endoplasmic reticulum membrane; Golgi membrane. The record is from RefSeq and is a predicted model, not a curated record. NCBI's taxonomy places the organism in Eukaryota, Metazoa, Arthropoda, Insecta, Diptera, Drosophilidae. The transcript has 5 exons.
UCGCUAUCAGCGCGGUCAUACUGGUAACGUAUUGGUUACCAUCGUAAAAUAUUUGGCAAUUUCCGACUACUUGCUGGCAUCCAAAUAACUGCAGAAUGUUUGAGCAGCUGGCCUGAGAGCUAGUGCCGGCUGCCCGAGCCCAAUACCCCCGGAAACCCACUCCGUUGGACUUCCAGCAUAGAACACUCUGAAGCUCCAAACAUACCGCACGCACAUCUGGCAACCGACUGUAAACAAACUCGGGAUAUGUUUCAGAGCCGCGCCGGUUGUUGAACUCUUGACACUUGACUGGGAAUAGAUUCGCUGAAUCUUUCGAUUCCGCAGCACUGGGCAUUCAAUCCGAGAAAGCAAACGAAACGCGCCACAUGUACACCUAUAAAAUGGGUCGGGUUCCAGAGCUGGUUAUAUGCUCUUUCAUCGUGGUCAGCCUGCUGGUCAUACACUUCUUCUCGGAUCUGCUGAGAGCCUCCCUAGGAGGCUACUACAACCAGGAUGUUACCCUUUCCCAGCUGGUGGAGUCGCAGAGCUCGGACUACGCUUGGUUCCUUAAGUUGCUGGUCAAUUGCUUUGGCUAUAGCUGCGUCUUUGUGCCGGGGUACUUAAUCUACAAAUAUGUCGGCAGGAUUAACUACCUGGAAAGGGGCAACAAGACAUUUCUGCACAGAGCUAUCAAUAUGUGUAUAACAGGUAACUCUGGAUACGAUCAAUUGGAUGCAGGGAGCAGCGCCGCGGAUAAGGAACGUCAGGCGGCCUCUACGGCAGCUAAGCGAACGAGUUCCCAGGAGGCCGUGCAACUGUUAUGGUGCUUUGGUGGCCUGAUGAUCUCCUAUCUUACCUGGGGUGUGUUACAGGAGAAGAUAAUGACACAAAACUAUUUCAAUUUUACUGGAGAAAGUGCCAAGUUUAGGGAUUCUCAGUUCCUAGUGUUUUCCAAUCGUCUGCUGGCUUUUCUCGUGGCGCUGGCCUAUCUACAAUGGCAGCCCUCACCUGUGCGACACCGUGCACCUCUGUACAAAUACUCCUAUGCCUCCUUCUCGAACAUAAUGAGCGCAUGGUUUCAGUACGAGGCCCUUAAGUUUGUCAACUUUCCCACCCAGGUGCUUGCCAAGUCGUGCAAGAUUAUACCCGUGAUGCUGAUGGGCAAACUUAUGUCCAAAGCGAAGUACGAGAGUUACGAGUAUGUGACGGCCCUGCUUAUAUCGCUGGGCAUGAUCUUCUUUAUGAGCGGCUCCUCGGACAGCAGCAAGGCCAGCGGAGUGACCACGCUCACGGGCAUCUUCCUGCUCUCCAUGUACAUGGUCUUCGACAGUUUUACUGCCAAUUGGCAGGGAUCGCUUUUCAAGAGCUACGCCAUGACUCCGUUGCAAAUGAUGUGCGGCGUCAACUUGUUUUCCUCCAUCUUCACUGGAGCCUCGCUGUCCAUGCAGGGAGGAUUCAUGGACUCCUUGGCAUUUGCCACAGAGCAUCCUAAGUUCGUAUUUGAUAUGGUUGUGCUUUCUGUUUGCUCAGCGGUCGGCCAAUUGUUUAUCUAUCACACAAUUGAUGUCUUCGGCCCAGUUGUGUUUACCAUAAUAAUGACACUGCGUCAGGCGGUGGCCAUCAUGCUCUCCUGCUUCAUCUACCAGCACAGCAUUUCGCUGUUGGGCAUCUUCGGGGUUCUGAUCGUCUUCGUGGCCAUCUUCCUAAGGGUCUACUGCACCCAGCGAUUGAGGGCGAUUCGGAAACGGGCCGAGGGUAACAAACCCAAAAUGGCUGUCUAACUAGGGACGUGGAAUCCCCUCGAAUACAACGCACAGACUUCCAGGCUCAGCCUUUUUAUUGUGCUCAUGGUAGCCCAUGGAAGAUCCAACUUCCAAAGCCCAAACAGAGGCUGCUCGGACUCUCCAAAAAUUGUAUAGUUUUGUUUUCAUAGUUCUAAGUUGAAUGUAUACUUGUAUCUUAAUCGUAAGCGUAGACGUCUAACGAGUGAUUCGUGUGCUAAGGUAAACAUUUUUAUGUGUUCUGCAAUAAUUACAGUUUUCAAAAGAA